Messenger RNA from Striga asiatica, 336 nucleotides. NCBI's taxonomy places the organism in Eukaryota, Viridiplantae, Streptophyta, Magnoliopsida, Lamiales, Orobanchaceae. The record is from the annotation of a GenBank genome assembly.
AUGAACCUGGACAGGGCUUCAACUGCGAGGGUGUCAGAAAGCACGAAUACUGGGUUCCUUGUCAUGACUUUCGAAACAGGAGUCUCUGCAAGCAAUAGCGCAUCAAGCCUACGGGCAGCCAUCCGGCGACAAGCUUCACUGAUACUUGUACUAUCAGGCACUGUCAAGGCUUUAGACAGCCGCAAGCGCUUGACUGUCCGUUCUCCUGUCAGUCCCCUGUCGCAAAAAUACGAGAAGCAUUCGCAAACAAAUUAUAAGCUACAAACUGCCACAUACGGUCUGCUGUCCAAGAAAGAUCUGAAAUCAGCAGCACAAAUCACUGCUGAAGAAGAUUAA